AUGGCUGCGCAGGCGCAGGCACCUGCAGAGGCGCCCGCCGAGGAGGCGCCGGCAGAGGAGGUGAAGAAAGAGGAGAAGAAGAAGGAUGUUUACACCAUCAAGCUGUUGAGCUUCGAAGCUGCGAAGAAGAUCAACGUCGUGAAGGAGGUGCGGGCCAUUACGAGCAUCGGCCUGAAAGAGGCGAAGGAGCUUGUGGAGAGUGCACCCAAAGUGGUCAAGAAGGGGGUCCCUGCAGCCGAUGCAGAGGCCCUGCGAGACAAGCUGGUGGCAGUGGGCGCAGAGGUUGCCCUGGAGUGA
Messenger RNA from Effrenium voratum, 297 nucleotides. Lineage: Eukaryota; Dinophyceae; Suessiales; Symbiodiniaceae. The record is from the annotation of a GenBank genome assembly.